CUCCUCCCGGUAUCUUUACUGCACAUUAAUAUAUUGGGCGUCAUAAUGUAAUGCCCACAAAUGCCUCUACUAUCGUGGCGCAACCCCCAAGUUUGCCCCAAGUUUCUAAGGCAACUCUUUGACAACCAGUCUUCACUGCUCAUGGAGCCCCUGAAGUUAUCACGCCUUCUCUAUUGGGCCAAAGUGUGGUUUUCUCAUCGCGGUUUAAGUUCCAGCAUCUCACACGCUCAGAGGGCCAACGCCAGGAAAGAGGAGUUCAGAUCCAGAGUGGCUGCGGGGCCGCACCUUAAAGACUUUGUCAACCCCGUCCCAGCCAGUUCUGCUCCUUCAUCUAUGGAAGAGGAUGAUGAUGAUGUUCCUCAUUAUAUCACAGAGAGUCCCUCAACGAUAUACAACAAAGUUUACUUUGAGACCUAUGGAUGUCAGAUGAAUGUGAAUGAUACAGAAAUUGCCUGGUCUAUAUUACAGAAGAGUGGAUAUGUCAGAGUUAAUUCCGCUACAGAGGCAGAUGUCAUACUUUUGGUCACUUGUUCUAUCAGAGAGAAGGCAGAACAGACUAUUUGGAACCGUCUAAAACAACUUGGUUUCAUGAAAAGGAAGCGGUGCAAUUCCCAAGGUCCCAUGAGGAUUGGUAUAUUGGGUUGUAUGGCCGAGAGGUUGAAAGAGGAGAUCCUACAGAGGGAGAAGCUGGUGGAUAUAUUGGCUGGGCCGGAUGCAUAUCGGGAUUUACCAAGACUCCUGUCUGUAGCAGGGACUGGUCAGCAAGCAGCUAACGUGCUUCUGUCUCUAGAUGAGACCUAUGCUGAUGUCAUGCCAGUUCAGACCUCUUCCAACAGCGUUUCGUCCUUUGUAUCCAUCAUGCGUGGUUGUAAUAACAUGUGCACAUACUGCAUUGUUCCGUUCACGCGUGGGAGAGAGAGAAGUCGUCCCGUCCACUCCAUUUUAGAGGAAGUCCGAAUGCUCUCCAGCCAGGGGGUAAAGGAGGUGACUUUACUUGGUCAGAAUGUCAAUAGUUACCUUGACACUACUUCAGUUCAGAUUCCUACUACCGAGACCUCACAUCUUAGUCGUGGCUUCAGCACCAUCUACAAAUCAAGACCAGUAGGAUUCCGGUUUGUGGACCUCCUGGAUCAGGUUUCUAGAAUAGACCCAGAAAUGAGAAUACGCUUUACAUCUCCACAUCCUAAAGAUUUCCCUGAUGAGGUCCUUCAUCUAAUAAGAGAGCGUCAUAACAUCUGCAAACAAAUCCACAUUCCAGCUCAAAGUGGAAGCAACAGAGUCCUGGAAGCCAUGCGUCGGGGUUACACAAGAGAAGCCUAUUUGGAUCUUGUACAAAAUAUCCAAGCGCACAUCCCAGGUGUCAGUCUCAGCAGUGACUUUAUAACUGGCUUCUGCCAAGAAACAGAGGACGACCACCAGCAAACACUGUCACUUUUACGGGACGUUUCCUACAAUGCAGCUUUCCUGUUUGCCUACAGCAUGAGAAAGAAAACAAGAGCCUUCCACCGGUUAAAUGACGAUGUCCCACCCGAAGUGAAGAAAAGGAGGCUGGAGGAACUGAUUGAAGUCUUCAGAGAAGAGGCAGAAAAAGUCAGUCAAAGAGCAGUGGGAAGUACCCAGCUUGUCCUGGUGGAAGGAGUAAGUAAGCGUUCAGCCUCAGACUUGUGUGGAAGGAAUGAUGGAAACACUAAAGUGAUUUUCCCUGAUCUUCCCAUGGCAAGCAAUUCAUUAUCGGAGAGCGAAGUCCGAGCCAGACCAGGGGACUAUGUGUUAGUGAAGAUUCUUUCAUCUAGCUCCCAAAGCUUAAGAGGAAGACUACUUGGUCUAACCAGCCUUCAGUCAUCACAGGCCUACUCCUGACCUUAGGGCUGGGACUCCAAAUGAAUAUUUAUUGGUUUUCUAUAUUCAGUAGUAUUGUUGUCCAGCACACAUUAAACACCUCAUACUAUA
This is a messenger RNA of Bufo gargarizans (Asiatic toad), 1950 nucleotides long. It is a transcript of the gene CDK5RAP1, whose product is annotated as CDK5 regulatory subunit associated protein 1. The coding region runs from base 61 to 1860 and encodes 599 amino acids. Gene Ontology annotation, molecular function: tRNA-2-methylthio-N(6)-dimethylallyladenosine(37) synthase activity; 4 iron, 4 sulfur cluster binding. Gene Ontology annotation, cellular component: mitochondrion; cytosol. NCBI's taxonomy places the organism in Eukaryota, Metazoa, Chordata, Amphibia, Anura, Bufonidae. The transcript has 14 exons. Gene Ontology annotation, biological process: negative regulation of cyclin-dependent protein serine/threonine kinase activity; tRNA modification. The record is from RefSeq and is a predicted model, not a curated record.